Boleophthalmus pectinirostris (great blue-spotted mudskipper) is the source of this 1587-nucleotide messenger RNA. RefSeq names its product secretagogin-like. Gene Ontology annotation, molecular function: calcium ion binding. The transcript is spliced from 10 exons. The record is from RefSeq and is a predicted model, not a curated record. NCBI's taxonomy places the organism in Eukaryota, Metazoa, Chordata, Actinopteri, Gobiiformes, Gobiidae. Bases 645 to 1358 code for a protein of 237 amino acids. Gene Ontology annotation, cellular component: synapse; cytosol; terminal bouton. Gene Ontology annotation, biological process: regulation of presynaptic cytosolic calcium ion concentration; regulation of long-term synaptic potentiation.
AUAAUGGCUACAUUGAGGGCAAAGAGCUUGAUGACUUUUUCCGUCACAUGAUGAAAAGACUGGGUCCACAGAAAACACAGUUGUCUUUGGAUAAUGAGCUAUGCCAUGGGACCUGACAGUCUGCAGCCAAAGCACCACAUGUUAAGUUAUAAUAAUUAACUUUGAUCGAUCAGUUUCUAUAGUUACAGUACAUGGAGAUGGUGUAAAGUGAUUUAGCUCCGUUAAGCAUAUGCAUACUUUUAUUACAAAGUACAAAUUGCAGAUUUUGUGUGCUUUAUUCAUCAAAAACAUCAACAAGAAAAGUAUUUUAUUCCCAACCAAGGUAAGGUUUCAGUCACUGCCUCCUCUUAGACUUUGAUCUAGUCUUCGAUUUGUAAUUUGUAUUCAAAAUCAGAAAUGAGUAAGUCCAUGUAGCUAUAAUGUAUUAUAAGACAAAGCUCUGCCCACUUAAGGUAAGCUCCUCUAAAGUUAGCUUCUGAUAAAAACUGAAGACCUUGACAAAUCAUCUAGAGUAUCCAUGGAGACCAAUUUUACAAUUACGCACUGACUGUUGUUGAAGUAAUGACUCUAUUUUAAGACUUUUACACAUUAAAGGGCUUGGCCCCACUUUUCUUUUCAAAUGUUGCGUUUGUAAGGGUCACACAAUGGCAGAAAAUCAAUAUUGUUUUUUCUGUGUGCAGGAGAAAGUGACCGAGGAGCGAGUGCAGAGCCUGAAGCAGCGGUUCAUGUCCGCCUAUGAUGUCACCGCUGACGGCAAGCUGCAGAUCCAGGAGCUGGCCCACAUGAUUCUGCCAGAGGAUGAGAACUUCCUGUUAAUUUUCCGCAGAGAGGCGACUCUGGACAACAGUGUGGACUUCAUGAAGAUUUGGAGGAAGUAUGAUAUUGACUGCAGUGGGUACAUCUCUGCUCAGGAGCUCAAAGCAUUCUUGAAAGACCUGUUCCAGCAGCACCACAAGGAAGUGCCAUCUGACAAAAUGGAUGAAUACACAGACACUAUGAUGAAGAUCUUUGACAAGAAUAAGGAUGGACGUUUAGAUUUAAAUGAUUUGGCAAGGAUCCUGGCUUUAGAAGAAAAUUUCCUGCUGCAAUUUAAAAUUGAUGCCAGCAGUAAAGAGGAGAGGAAGAGAGACUUUGAAAAGAUAUUUGCACAUUAUGAUGUAAGUAAAACAGGAGCUCUGGAGGGUCCAGAGGUGGACGGCUUUGUCAAAGACAUGAUGGAACUGGUCAGGCCCAAUUUGACGGGUUCUGACCUAGACAAGCUGCGAACUCUAAUGCUGCAUCACUGUGAUGUCAACAAAGAUGGGAAGAUACAGAAGAAUGAGCUGGCCUUGUGUUUGGGAGUGAAGCUAAAGCUGUAGUGCUUUAGUGAACAGUCUUAACAGGCUUAUCAGUAUUUAUAAAGAAAAUCAUUAUUAAUUAUUGUCCUGUUACAUGAUAAAUUACUUUGUGCAUGUUGUGAAAAUAUUUGAUUUGUACACUAUUUUAAAUGUAGCAACAGUAGCUUACUAAGUUACUAAGUUUAGCCACACACAUCUUUGUUCUUAUUUUAUUCAAAUGUGAAAAAAUAAAAUGUUUUAAAUAUGUUUA